AAUGCAAGUGUCAAGAAAUGUUUACAUUCUAAAAAGCCAUAUUUCCCUCAAGAACCACAGGUUCUAACAAGGUUCUAACAUCCUUUUAAGAGUAUUUUUAAGAGUGUAUAGUACAUGAUUUUUUAUGUUUGUCCUUUCCCUCCUGAAGGUAAAGGUGUGUCCGUGAGAGGUUGACCACAGGAAUGUGAGCUGCGGUGGGAGUGCACAUGGAGGUUCUGUGCCUGUAUAGGUAAAGAUGACUCUGCUGGCAGGCGACGGCUCAGACUAUGACUACAGUGCUCUGAGCUGUGCCUCCGAUGCCUCCCUCCUCCUUCCUCAACCCCCGCCCCUGUCAGAGCAAGAGGCCCUCAAGGGGGCCUACUACAAACGGGCCCAACUUCUACCUGAGGACCCAGACCACCUCCUCACCAACUCCUCGCUCUCCGCUGCCCGUAAACUCCAUGCCAUUAUCAAUGUUGGCGGGCUGCGUUAUCAAUUACCCUGGACCACCUUGGAGGACUUCCCCCUGUCCCGACUUGGCCAGCUGCGCCUCUGCAGCAGCUUUGACGAGAUCAUGUGCGUCUGCGACGAUUAUGACAUUGCCAGCAACGAGUACUUCUUCGAUCGUUCGCCCUGUGCCUUCCGCACCAUCCUGACCUUCCUGCGGGCCGGGAAGCUGCGAUCCCUCAGGGAGAUGUGUGCCCUCUCCUUCAGGGAGGAGCUGCUCUACUGGGGGGUCCCUGAGGAGAACCUAGAAUGGUGCUGCCGCCGCCGCCUCAUCCAGCGGGUGGAGGAGUGUGACGAGCUGGAGCGGGCAGCCCAGGAGGACGAGGAGGAGGAGCUGAUGAUGGACACCGAAAGCGGGCACCGCAGAGGCAGCGCCGCCCGGGCUACGGAGACCCGGAUGGGACAUUAUAUGAACAAGCUGAGAGACAUGGUGGAGAGGCCUCACUCAGGCCUGCCAGGGAAGAUCUUUGCCUGUUUGUCGGUGCUGUUUGUCACCAUCACGGCUGUCAACCUGUCCAUCAGCACCAUGCCGGCCAUGAGAGAGGAGGAGGAGCAGGGCAAGUGCUCCCAGAUGUGCUACAACAUCUUCAUAGUGGAGACGGUGUGUGUGGGCUGGUUCUCCCUUGAGUUCACCCUGCGCUUCAUCCAGGACCGGGACAAACUUGCCUUCCUGAGACGACCUCUGAACCUCAUAGACGUGGUGGCAAUCCUGCCCUACUACAUCACCCUAGUAGUGGACAGCUACCAGGGGGAGAAGAAGCUGGGAUCGGGCAGCAGUUACCUUGACAAGGUGGGUCUGGUGCUCCGGAUCCUCCGUGCCCUGAGGAUUCUGUACGUGAUGCGACUGGCCCGCCAUUCAUUGGGCCUGCAGACUCUGGGGCUUACUGCACGGCGCUGCACGCGGGAGUUCGGAUUACUCCUCCUCUUCCUCUGCGUGGCCAUUGCCCUCUUCUCCCCGCUGCUCUACCUCAUUGAGAACGAGAUGGCUACGACCCACGAGUUCAGCAGUAUCCCCGCCACCUACUGGUGGGCCGUCAUUACCAUGACGACAGUGGGCUACGGGGACAUGGUUCCGAGGAGCAUCCCGGGUCAGGUGGUGGCUCUGAGCAGUAUCCUGAGCGGGAUUCUUCUCAUGGCGUUCCCAGUCACCUCCAUCUUCCAUACAUUCUCUCGGUCCUAUGUGGAGCUGAAGCAGGAGCAGCAGAGGCUACUGCAAAGACGGACACACUUCCUGUUACGCAGGAGGAUAGGCGGGCUGGGGAGUAACAUGUCGCUGGAGAGUGACUACCCCAGCUGUGGUUCCUCUGGGGCCAGGGACAACUGAGUAGGAGGAGGUGGAGGAGGAGGGAUGAUUAAAGGGCACAGCACACAAAGAAAAUGAGAGAAAAAAGGGGUUAGAACUUGGCAACUUCAUCUGUGAACAGGGAACCAAAUGACUGAGGAGAAUGAGAGAAGACGCAAAGCACAGACUAUAGACAAAGAGACUAUAGACAGAGAGACAAACUGAGAGUGAUGAAAUAGGGGUUAAGUAAGAUUACCUGGCAAUGCUCUGCUUCCAUUUUAUGAGUUUAUUAUUCUUCAAUGGAUGACGUCAUCUCUGCCUACAGCAUUAUGAUUUAACAGAUGCGGGAAAUGUUCCCAGAAAUCAGAAGAUCUGCACAAUAGCAGAAAGAAGAUUAUAAUAAACCAUUUUAGAUGAUUGACAUAACUGUACAUCAUAUUCCAUAAAGUAAUUUAUCAAAAAUAACAUGGACGUACAGUAUAGGCUACAUGUAAUAUGUGAUCGAUUUCUUAUUCAUUUUUGUGUCUCAAUUGUAAAGUGUGAGUCCAUAACCAUAUUUCUUAAGAGUUACUUGUAUUGGAGGUGUAUUGGUGCUCAGCACUGGGUUGCAAUUUUCUGUAUAAAACAAUGAAGGAAUGUGUAUCUGUACGUAGUUAUUAUGUGCUCCGUCUCUCACAAAUGUAUUUCUAAAACCUAGUAAUUUGUGUGUAAAAAAAAUGGUACGUUUGUUUUAUUUUUUGCUAUUGAUUGCUAAAUGUUUUGAGCUUAUUUUUCUCUUUAAAGUUUAACUGAACUUAGUCUGAUCUGCCUCAUGAUUGCUUGGACUUAUUUGUAAUUUACUGACUUUUCUGCUAUUUCCUAACCAUUUAUAUGUCUAUUUUCAAAACACAGCAAAUUAAAUCAAAUCAAAUCUAAUUUGUCACAUGCGCUUAAUACAACAGCUGUAGACUUUACCAUGAAAUGCUUACCUACGAGCCCUUUAAGAACAAUGCAUUAUUAAAAAUUAAGAAACAUUUUCUUAAUGAAAAAAGAAAAUAGUAACACAAUAAAAUAACAAUAACGAGGCUAUAUAAAAGGAGUACUGGGUCAAUGUUCAGGGGGUAUGAGGUCGUUGAGGAAAUUGAGAUCAUAUGUACGUGUAGGUAACAGUUAAAGUGUCUAGGCAAUCAGAAUAGAUAAUAAUAGGUAGCAGCAGCGUAUAUGUAGAGGGUGAAAGUGUGUCUAUGUGUGUGUAUGUGUAUGUGUGUGUUGGUGUGUCAGUGUAGCAUGUGUUAGUGUGUCGGUAGGGUCCAGUGAGUAUGCAUAGAGCCUGUGCAAGAGAGGCAGUGCAAAACAAAGGGAAUCAAUGCAAAUACACCGGGUAGCCACUUGAUUAAAUGUUCAGAAGUCGCAUGGCUUGAGGGUAGAAGCUGUUCAGGAGCCAUUUGGUCCCAGACUUUGCGUUCUGGUACCGCUUGCAGUGUGGUAGCAGACAGAACAGUCCAUGACUUUGGUAGCUGGAGUAUUUGGCAAUUUUUUUGGGCCUUCCUCUGACACCGCCUGGUAUAGAGGUCCUGGAUGGCAGGGAGCUUGGCCCCAGUGAUGAACU
Oncorhynchus mykiss (rainbow trout) is the source of this 3356-nucleotide messenger RNA. RefSeq names its product voltage-gated potassium channel regulatory subunit KCNG1-like. NCBI's taxonomy places the organism in Eukaryota, Metazoa, Chordata, Actinopteri, Salmoniformes, Salmonidae. Gene Ontology annotation, biological process: action potential; potassium ion transmembrane transport; protein homooligomerization. The record is from RefSeq and is a predicted model, not a curated record. Gene Ontology annotation, molecular function: delayed rectifier potassium channel activity. Gene Ontology annotation, cellular component: membrane; voltage-gated potassium channel complex.